Molecule: messenger RNA, 3940 nt
Organism: Arvicola amphibius (Eurasian water vole)
Lineage: Eukaryota; Metazoa; Chordata; Mammalia; Rodentia; Cricetidae
Gene: Zscan20
Product: zinc finger and SCAN domain containing 20
Exons: 8
Coding region: 187-3156 (989 amino acids)
Biological process (GO): regulation of cytokine production; regulation of immune system process; negative regulation of transcription by RNA polymerase II
Source: RefSeq, a predicted model, not a curated record
GGGUGAGUCCGGGUGACGGAUGGAGUGCCCCUGAGAGUCAGGCGCUGAGCUGGAGACUUAGGAGGUGGUGGUACCCUGGGGGGUCUGGGAAGUCCUUCCCCAGGAGCCCCUUGAAGGCUACAUUGCCAAUGCAGGAAGUUACUGGAUGAGGACAGCCCAGCUGAAGUGAAGCUCUCAGGCCCAGUGAUGGCUGUGGCCUCGCCUCCACCAGAGCCUGAAGACCUCCUGAUUGUGAAUCUGCAAGAGGACUCAUGGGGAUCAGACUCCAAACCCCAGCAGGAGGUCCAUGGCCACGUCCCUGGCCUUGAGGUUUCCCGCCGGUGUUUUAGACAGUUCCAAUACCAGGACGCAGCUGGACCCCAUGAGGCCUUCAGCCAGCUCUGGGCUCUCUGCUGUCGUUGGCUGAGGCCUGAGAUCCGCCUCAAAGAGCAGAUCCUAGAAUUGCUGGUUCUGGAACAGUUCCUGUCCAUCCUACCCAGAGAGGUGCAGACCUGGGUGCAGGCACGACACCCUGAGAGCGGGGAGGAGGCUGUGGCCCUGGUGGAGGAUUGGCACCGAGAGGCCUGGGCUGCCGGGCAGCAGGGACUGGAGCUGUGCGCUGAAGACUGCAGGUCCUCCGGAGCAGUUCAGGCGUGUCUGAGCUUCCGGCUGCCACCAGCGGGUCACCGCUCUGAGGCACAGCGCCGGAAACAGUGGGAUACACAUCCUCACCUUUCCAAGAUGCCACCUCAGCCCUUGAAAGAGAGUGCAAUCCUCACACCCCAGGCCCCAGCUGUUCCAAAGAUGGGGAGCACUGGCGAUUGGGAGGUAACAGCCAAAUCCCAGGAGGCCCUGAACCCUGGUAGAGGAGCCAAGGAGGACCCAGCAGGAGAUGACUGUGGGAAUGGAGUUCCAGUUUCAAAGCCAAGUGUCACCUCCCAGCAUGAGCGAGGACCAGAGGAUUUGGGCCUGAGCCUUAUAAACUCUGGGAAUGGGAGCCCUGCAGAUCAUAAUGUGGACAGUGAGCCAAACAAGCCUGCCGAAGCGGCAGCCCAGGAGGACUCCAGGGCCUGGGAGGAACAAGGUGACGGGGAGGAUGUGAAGGUGUCAGGUGUGCACUGGGGCUACGAGGAGACCAAGACCUUCCUGGCAAUCUUAAGUGAGUCUCCUUUCUCGGAAAAGCUCCGGACUUGCCACCAGAACCGCCAGGUAUACCGGGCUAUCGCGGAGCGACUGAGGGCACGGGGCUUCUUGCGGACUCUGGAGCAGUGUCGCUACAGGGUCAAAAACCUCCUGCGGAAUUACCGGAAAGCCAAAAACAGCCACCCGCCAGGAACCUGCCCCUUCUACGAGGAGCUGGAGGCCCUGGUGAGGGCUCGGACAACCAUCAGAAGAGCCACCGGUGGGCCAGGAGAGGCUAUGGCCCUCCACAGGCUGGGUGACAGUGACCCUGAGAUGGAUGACCAAGAGGAAGGGAGCUGGGAGCCCGAGGAGGCCACAGAAGACUGCAAUGGUCCUGGCCUGGCCACCGAGGAGUCUCUUCAGGGUCCCAGGAGUGCAGGGGGCCCAGCUUUGCUCCAGAGCCGCAUUGCAGGUGUGCACUGGGGCUUCGAGGAGACCAAGGCCUUCCUGGCAAUUCUCAGUGAGGCCCCGUUCUCUGAAAGGCUUCGUACCUGUCACCAGAACCGCCAGGUAUACCGGGCUGUCGCAGAGCGGCUGUGUGCGCUGGGCUUCCUGAGGACUCUGGAGCAGUGUCGCUACAGAUUCAAAAACCUUCUUCGAAGUUACCGAAAAGCCAAGAGCAGCCACCCUCCAGGAACCUGCCCCUUCUAUGAGGAGCUGGACUCACUAAUGAGGGCUCGGACAGUGAUCAGGGCCAUGGAGAUGGCGGAAGAAGCCAGAGGUCUUCCUGGAUCUGGGAAGAGCGGUACUGAGCCUGAUGACCAAGAGGCCUGGGCUGAGAUGGAAGAUGAAGAUGUCAUUAAACUUCUGACUCCUGAUCCCCAAACUCCACACACAGGUUUUGAGUUGAAGCAUAUGGACGAAGACCGAAUUUCAGAGCAGGACGUUUUUGGGGAUUUGCCUGGAGCAUUCUCAAAGUAUCCCACAGACGUCAUUUGCCAGCCCCGUGCCCGGGGGGAGGACGGGAGCGAAGAUGAAGGGCAGUGGGGGAGUGCUCUCCCAUGGGAAGAGUGUCCCUCUGAGGAGGACUUAGAAACGCUCAUCGACCAUCAAGGCCUGUACCUCACAGAGAAACCCUACAGAUGUAACACACGCAUAAAAAGCUUCACUAGGAACUUCCGCUGCGUGACUCACCAAGGAGCCUACAUGGGUGAGAAGCCCUACAAAUGUCCUGACUGUGGAAAAGGUUUUAGCGACCACUCCAACCUCAGUACCCACCAGAGAACCCACACUGGGGGAAAGCCCUAUACAUGUGGGGAGUAUUGGAACAGCUUCAAGCAGGGCUCAAACCUCCCGGAACAUCAGAGGCUCCACUCGGGAGGAGCUCCUGACCUGUACAAUGUGUCUGGGGAGAACUUUGGCCACAGCCCAUCUUUUAGUGCUUGCUGGAGAAACUCUGCAUGGGAGUUACCCGAACGUCCCCAGGAUGUCAGCGUGAUAAUCAGUUCUCCUGGGCCCUGUCACACCACCUCAGGGAAGAAGCUGUACCCGUGUCCUGAGUGUGGAAGGUGUUUCUCUAAGAGCUCUGCCCUCAUCAGUCACCAGAGAAUCCACACGGGUGAGAAGCCAUAUGAGUGUGGAGAGUGUGGGAAGAGCUUCAGUAAGGGCUCCACCCUGGCCAACCACCAACGGACGCACACUGGCGAGAAGCCGUACAAGUGUGUGGCCUGUGGGAAGUGCUUCAGCGAGCGCUCCAAGCUCACCACCCACCAGAGGGUCCACACGGGGGAGAAGCCCUACCGGUGCCUCACGUGUGGGAAGUUCUUCCGCGACCGCUCCAACCUCAUCACUCACCAGAGAAUCCACACGGGCGAGAAGCCGUACAAGUGCAGGGAGUGUGGGAAGUGCUUUAACCAGAGCUCCAGUCUCAUCAUUCACCAGCGGAUCCACACCGGGGAGAAGCCCUACAAGUGCACGGAGUGCGGCAAGGACUUCAACAACAGCUCCCACUUCAGCGCCCACCGCAGAGCCCACGCUGGGCAGAGAGCACUGUAGGCUGCACCUCUUCCCGACACAAGAGCAAUAAUGCGUGUUUAUGUCUCAUUGUUAUUUCUAAAACAUGCGAGAAAGAAAGCUUCCAAUGUCUAAGCUUGGUGUAUACUUCGAGAUGUUUUCUUGGUAAAAUUCAGGUCAUUUAGAUGAGUUACACCUACAGGGAUUGUGAUUUGGAGGUACUUGUUAAGUGUAAUCUGGUUUGUCUUUCCUCACCACCACCAUCACGAAACCCCUCUAGAAUCGUCAGGCUGUCCUUAACAUCUGCCUGUCAAGAGCUCAGUCAGUGUGCGAGGCAGACGGAUGGUGUAGGGUGAGGGUUGAAUCUGGGGCCCAGUGUAUUGACUCUGCGUCCUCGCUCUGCUUCUCACUGUUCUACGCAGGAGAGUGGCUCUUGUCCUUGGUAGUGUGCAGCUGGGGCGAAUCCUCAUGGAGAAACCUUGGGACUUCACGGUGAGAGCAGGCAUAAACUGAGGACCAGUGCCCAGGGCACUCACUGAAGGGUCGGCAGCGAGUGGGGCAGCAGUGGCAUCGUGGCAGAAUCAACAAUAAAGCAGAAAUAGCUGCACAUCGAACAUUUGCUCUUGAGCAGCCGUAGCAGUCCUGCUUCCCAGAGUAGAAAACGGAGGGCUGGGCAGGUUGGGUGACUGCAUUGGCCACACAUCUGAAAACGAGAGAGGCAGAAGUCGUCCAGAUUCGUGUGCCCCAGAGUCUGGGCAGCUGUGCGCCUCACGGAGCCCUCUGACAGGGAGGCAGGUAUCUAGCACUCAGAUGGCGGAAUAUGAUG